Messenger RNA from Durusdinium trenchii, 1610 nucleotides. The record is from the annotation of a GenBank genome assembly. Lineage: Eukaryota; Dinophyceae; Suessiales; Symbiodiniaceae.
GCACUUGUGACUAGAAGCGAUGGACUUGUUACUAGUAGCGUCCUUUGCUCCUAGUAGUAAGGCCAGGAGCCUAGUAGCUUCUUGUUCCUAGCAGCGUUUUGGAUCUGAUCUCGCUGAUUUCAAGCGGUGUGUGGCCAUGGAGGAGUCGGACGCAUGGCUUUUGCACUGGAGGCUUCAAAAGGAUCAAUCCCGCAGAGCACAUUUCGCUCCAGGCGAUCUCAAAGCAGAUGGCUGAGAUAUCUGCACGUCUUGUAGAACUGGAAGAAGCGCAGAAGACCCAAGCUCUUCCAAACGAGGCCCUGCGCCGGCUGGAGGACAUGGAAAAGUCAUUGCAGAGCACACAUCGCGAGGGGUCAAAGCUCCCCUCAGAUUCGUGCUUGCCAGAGCAGGUUGGUACUCAACUUGACGAACUCUCUGGGCUUGUGAGUAAAGCCCUCAAAGUGGCCGAGAACAGUGAAUGCAACAUUCAAGCCUUGCGAUUUGACCUUGUUGUGGAGCAGGACCAAGAAGGUCGUGCUGCAGAUGCCGCGCAAGAUGGCCACCAGUAUCCAGAAGGUCCGGGCCUUGCAGCAUGGUUUUGAAGGGUCGGCGUCAGAAUUGAACAAGUUGGUUGAAAGCAUUGUGAAGCGCGUCGAGGCGACCGAAGUGGCCUUGAAAGAGUUGCAGAACGCCGCGGAGGUUCACGCGCUCCGAGAUUCACUUCGUGCAGAUCUCCUGGAAGCUCAGCAAGAACGUGUCCAGGAUUUAGAGAGCAAGUUCUUGGAGAAGGAGGAGCAGCGGCGGGCACUACGGGAGGCGAGUUCCGUGCUGGGCAAACUGCAGGAGGAAAAGGCCGUUCGAGAGGAGGCGAUUGCACACAUCACUCAGGGCUUCAAGCGUGGCUGCGCGGCUGUGGGCGAACGCUUCAAAAGGGUGGAGGAAGAGGUCGAGCGCCUGAAGCUGACCGUGGGUCUGCGCAUUGGAGGAGUGCAGAGCGACGGCGACGGCGACAGCGACGGCGACAGCGACGAGGAGACCAGCGCCAACAGCGACGAACCGAAGGAGCAAACCCAACGGCUUGUGGCAAUGGGACCACCCCAAAGAGAAGAGGAGAUUAACGAUGUCCUUCUUCGAGUCGAAAGGCUGGAGAACCAGUUGGGGAGUUUCAACCAUGAGUCGGUCAAUGAGAAGGAGAUUGACCAGCUCCGCUCUCGCCUGACAGCCGCCGAGCAGCAGCAGGUACACGGCCGACAAGCGGAGGAGGUGAAGAUGACCAAAGUCCUUCAGGCGGAGAUGUAACGAUGCAGCGAAGACGUGUCAGAGGCCUUGUCUUGCACUGAAGAGCUGGCUGGAAGAUUAAGGCUGUUGGAGGAGCAAACUCUCCGAGAAAGUCAUGUAGCGCUGCUGAAGCAAGGUGCCAGUAUUUCGGACUCGAAUCAUGGGAGUGUCCACAAGCAGUUGGACGCUUCAGCUGGCUCAUGAGCAGCUGGAGGUCGAGUCCAGAACUAUCCCGUUCCAAGGCAGCGUGAAGCUGGCUGUCACUGGAUGAAGCAACGGCAGGUGCGCCUGGUGCCGCCGACGACCUAGGCUUGGCAAUGAGCCUGUGUCUCUCACACGGAAGACGACAGCAG